This is a messenger RNA of Caretta caretta (loggerhead turtle), 910 nucleotides long. RefSeq names its product exosome component 5 (gene EXOSC5). Gene Ontology annotation, biological process: U4 snRNA 3'-end processing; poly(A)-dependent snoRNA 3'-end processing; nuclear mRNA surveillance. The record is from RefSeq and is a predicted model, not a curated record. Gene Ontology annotation, cellular component: cytoplasmic exosome (RNase complex); nucleolus; nuclear exosome (RNase complex). Gene Ontology annotation, molecular function: RNA binding. NCBI's taxonomy places the organism in Eukaryota, Metazoa, Chordata, Testudines, Cheloniidae.
CGCCGCGGGGGUCAGGGGGCGGGGCCGGUCUCCGCGCGGGGCUCCGGGGCGCGAUGGGCUCCGAACCGGGGGGCUGCGGCCUGCGCCGCUUCUCCUGCGAGCUGGGCCCGCUCGGCCGCCCCGACGGCUCCGCCGCCCUCCUGCAGGGGGACACCUCGGUCCUCGCUGGCUUGUACGGCCCGGCGGAGGUGAAAGUCAGCAAGGAGCUGUACGACAAGGCCACAGUGGAAGUGCUGCUCAAACCCAAAGUGGGGCUCCCGGGUGUCUUUGAGAAGAACCGGGAGCAGCUGAUCAGGAAGACAUGUGAGGCGGCUCUCCUGGGCGCCCUGCACCCCCGGACCUCCAUCACCAUUGUGCUGCAGGUGAUCAGCGACGCGGGCUCCCUGCUGGCCUGCUGCCUGAACGCGGCCUGCAUGGGGCUGAUGGACGCUGGCCUGCCCAUGAAGUCUCUCUUCUGUGGGGUGACGUGCACCCUGGACGCCACUGGGGCCAUCGGCCUCGACCCCACGGCCAAGCAGGAGAAGGAGGCUCGGGCUGUGGUGACCUUCGCCAUCAGCAGCGUGGAGCGGCAGGUGCUCAUGUCCACCACCAAGGGGACCUGCUCGGUGGAGGAGCUGCAGCAGUGCAUCGCAGCCGCCCAGCGAGCCAGCGGUGCCAUCUUCCAGUUCUACCGGGACUCCGUCCGCAGGAAAUACUCCAAGACGUGAGGCUUGGCCCCCAGCCGGGUCCCGGAUCCCUGCCGAGCGGGGACCCCUGUCGGUGCGUCCAGCCUGUGAAACUGCUCUCCCGGCUCCUGCCCGUCACGCACAGGCUACGCCCAGAUCACCCCAAACCCGGCGUUUGCCGCGAUGAACUCUGUGCAUUGGGGCCCAUUAAAAAGGGGGCAUCCCCCCGUCUGUCUGUGUGUCCA